CUUCACAAAGCCCUAAAACUCAAAGCCCAUUAAGUCAAGCCCAAAAUAGAAAGAAGAAGAGUGUCAAUUUCGCAAUAUAAAAGCAGGAAAAGUAAAAGUGUGUAGGAAGGAGCAUUUACGAAUUUACUUACCGCCAAAACGACUAACCAACCAACCACCAUCUUGGAGUUCUUUCUUGAAAUGAGGUGCGGGAUUUUCCACGCCGUGUGGAUGUUAACGGUGGUGCUGGCGGUUUCUAACGCCGUCGUCACCGUCACGUGCAUACCGAUCAGAGAGUUUGAUUCCAUGCUUGACACCCUACGAGCCACAGGGUACGACCUCUUCUGCAACGCAAUCGUCACCUCUGAUCUCCAAUUCCACCUUCUUUCAAACGACACCAACUCCUUCACCUUCUUCGCUCCCACCGAUGCUUCCCUCUUCGCCCUCGACAUUUCUCAAACGGCGUCGUCUUACACUGAAACUCUCCGCUUCCACGUCGUUCCUCGCCGCCUCUCCCUCGCCGAGCUCCGCCGCCUUCCCAACGGCUACACUUUUCCCACUCUCCUACCCAAUCGCCGGCUCCAUCUCACGCGCCGCCGUUCCUCGUAUAGCAUCGCUGUCGCCGGAGUCGAUGUUGCUGUCCCCGGCCUCUUUUACGGUCGGCACGUCGCCGUUCACGGUCUCGCAGGAAGCCUCAGCCUUCGAUCUGAGAAUCCUCUCUCGGCGGCGUCUCUGCCGGUGCCGGUGCCUUCCCCUGCUGGUACUCUGUAUUUCUCUCCAAGAUUCGGGCCUGUGUCGUCGCCGGAGAAUCUUGGUCCGAUUCCGUUCAAUUUCGGAAUCCGGAGGGGUUUUCAUCCUCCGGCACCGGAAAUUGGAGUGGUUAAUGAUGCUUCUCCGGAGCCUGAAGCUGAUUGGACGGUUGGCGAUUCCCCUGCAGUGACGCCGGUGGUUUGGGCUCCGAGCAUUCCAGAUUCGGCAAUAUCUUUGUCGCCGGAGGGAUAUUCCGAUGCGGCGGCCCCGACUCCUGCGGGCUUGGAGGAAGGCAGGGUUACUUCGAUAGAGAGCGAGAUGGAAGGCUUGAGAAAGUGUGAGAAUCAUCAUGAUCAUGACGUUGGAAUUGAAUUGGAAGAUUACAUGCAUUGCUAUGCAACUUGAUGAGCUUGCUUAAUUGGUACUAAUAAAAUUGGAUUGACUGUUCAUCAUUCAAUUGCUGAAAAAGGGUACAGAUUGAAUUGCUUUCAUCUUUUUUGCUGUAACAUUCAAGUUGUUUGAAAUUUCAGAGUCUAGCAAAUAGAAAUAGUUGACAAUAGUUGUUAAUUACUUGUAAUUAGAAUCAUUGCAAAAUCCAGAAACUUUGAUUUGUUGGUAUA
Molecule: messenger RNA, 1349 nt
Organism: Lotus japonicus
Lineage: Eukaryota; Viridiplantae; Streptophyta; Magnoliopsida; Fabales; Fabaceae
Product: fasciclin-like arabinogalactan protein 19
Exons: 1
Coding region: 181-1134 (317 amino acids)
Source: RefSeq, a predicted model, not a curated record